CUCCCUAUAUCACUCUCAGUGUAGUCUGUACCGCGGUAUGUGGUGGUCGGGGCGGCGCUGCAGCAGUAGCUCGUCCUCCAGUCGCUGGAGACGGUGUAGUAGGUGUUUGUUGUAGGAGGUAGUCGCGGUGGUAGUUUUGUAGUUGUGGGGGAAUUGGAGAGGAAGCUCCCGGGUUGGCUGGCAGCCCGCAGUGCAAUAGAGGGGGUCGGGUCGCGCGAGAGAGAGAUAUAUAGAAAGAAAGCCCGAGAAAGAGAGAGAAUCUCAAGACAUCACCAGCACUAUGUUUGUUGUGUAUGGGGAAGACGAAGACGGUGCAUGGGUGUGGUAGGAGGAGGACCCACCACAGCAUGACACUGUCGGAGCUCGGGGUUCGUGUCUCGGCAACCGAUCAUACCAAGCGCUCGCCCUCAGCAGCACCUCUACCGCCCGUCCAUACUCAGGAGCUGUACGAUGUGAGGGGAGGAGCCCCGGCCCCACCCAUGGAGAGAUGCACCUCAAAUACCUCCACCUUCUCCUUCAGUCAGGAUAUUUGCAGGAUCUGCCACUGCGAAGGCGAUGCGGAGUCCCCGCUCAUUGCGCCGUGCUACUGCGCAGGCUCGUUGCGCUACGUUCACCAGUCAUGUCUGCAACAAUGGAUCAAGUCGUCGGACACCAAAUCUUGCGAGCUGUGCAAAUUCAACUUCAUCAUGCACUCCAAAAUCAAACCUUUCAACAAGUGGGAGAAGCUGGACAUGUCCGGGAUGGAGCGACGCAAGAUCGCCUGUUCGGUCACCUUCCACGUCGUGGCCCUCACCUGCGUCGUUUGGGCACUGUACAUCCUCAUCGAACGGACGACGGAGGAAGUCCAGGUAGGCCCUCGGAAUAAAUCGUUACUCAAACUCUUAUCAACUUUCUAUAUAAAAAAAAAAAAUGGGAGGUUCGUGAUUGCUAAAUCAUCUGUCAUUAAGGUUUAAUAUUUAAAAUCGGUC
This is a messenger RNA of Macrobrachium nipponense, 968 nucleotides long. RefSeq names its product E3 ubiquitin-protein ligase MARCHF8-like. Bases 294 to 953 code for a protein of 219 amino acids. Lineage: Eukaryota; Metazoa; Arthropoda; Malacostraca; Decapoda; Palaemonidae. Gene Ontology annotation, biological process: antigen processing and presentation of peptide antigen via MHC class II; protein polyubiquitination; immune response. Gene Ontology annotation, cellular component: early endosome membrane; lysosome; cytoplasm. The transcript is spliced from 4 exons. The record is from RefSeq and is a predicted model, not a curated record. Gene Ontology annotation, molecular function: zinc ion binding; MHC protein binding; ubiquitin protein ligase activity.